AUGACUGUUUCUCAACCUGUGAAAGAACAUUCAAAAAGACGGGUGGCUUACUAUUACGAUUCAAACAUCGGAAAUUACUACUAUGGUCCGGGACACGUUAUGAAGCCCCAUCGAAUUCGUAUGGCUCAUGAGCUCAUCCUCAACUAUGGACUCUAUCGCAAUCUUUCCAUCUAUCGUCCAACACCUGCUUCUUUCAAGGAUAUAACACGUUUUCAUUCUGAGGAAUAUGUUAAUUAUUUGAAAGGAGCUAAUUUAGAUAACGUAACAUCCUUCGGUAUCAAUAACCAGUUUUCGUCAGUCCUAACAAAUGAUGAUUGCCCCAUGUUCGAUGGUCUGUACGACUUCUGCAGGCUUAGUUGUGGAGGAUCUCUGGCAGCCGCGGUGAAACUAAACAAAAAAAAAGCCGAUAUUGCAAUUAACUGGAUGGGAGGCUUACAUCAUGCAAAAAAGAGCGAAGCUUCUGGAUUCUGCUACACCAACGACAUUGUUAUUGGAAUAUUGGAAUUGCUGAAACACCACAAACGUGUUCUUUACGUAGAUAUCGAUAUUCAUCAUGGAGACGGUGUCGAAGAAGCUUUUUUCACAACCGACAGAGUUAUGACAGUUUCCUUUCAUAGACAUGGGGAUUUCUUCCCAGGAACUGGUGAUAUUACUGAUAUCGGAGCAGGAAAAGGAAAAUUAUAUUCUGUAAAUGUUCCACUCGCGGAUGGUAUCAGAGAUGAGGCUUAUAAAAAUCUUUUCGAAAAAGUUAUGGAUGAGGUUAUGUAUAGAUUCCAACCGGAAGCAGUGGUCCUUCAAUGUGGAGCCGAUUCUUUAAAUCAAGAUAGGCUUGGAAGAUUCAAUCUGACUCUUAAAGGUCAUGGUAACUGUGUGAGCUACUUUCGUUCGAGAGGAUUACCAUUAAUGUUGGUUGGUGGUGGUGGAUAUACUCCAAGAAACGUAGCUCGCUGCUGGGCAUAUGAGACAGCAUUGGCCGUCGACAUGGAAGUUUCUAACAAUAUCCCAUUCAACAACUACUACGAAUAUUUUGGACCGGAUUUUCAACUUCACAUCGAUCAAAGACCAGUUAAAGACGAUAACAUAGAUCUUGAUAAAAAGAUAGAAACGAUUUUGGACAAUUUAAAGCUGCUGAAUCCCGUCCCUAGUGUUGAACGAAAAACAUCGCCACCAGAUGCUGUAGUUCCCGAUGAGAAGAUUGUAGUAGAAUACGCUGAUCCAGACGUUACUUUACCUCAGGAGUUGGAGGAUUCAAUAAUUCAACAUGAGGGGGAAUUCUUUGAUCAUGAGCGUGAAGGUGAUGAUCGUAGAAAUGAGCACAACGGCAGAUUAUCUGCGGAAUAG
Messenger RNA from Caenorhabditis remanei, 1341 nucleotides. RefSeq lists its product as uncharacterized. Bases 1 to 1341 code for a protein of 446 amino acids. The transcript has 4 exons. Gene Ontology annotation, molecular function: histone deacetylase activity. The record is from RefSeq and is a predicted model, not a curated record. NCBI's taxonomy places the organism in Eukaryota, Metazoa, Nematoda, Chromadorea, Rhabditida, Rhabditidae.